AUGGACAAAGUCGAGCGAGUGAUGAAGAUGGUGAAGAGGAUGUCUCCGAGGAAGAAGAGGAGAGAAGGGGGAGGAAGAGUGGGAGGACCAGGAGAGCUGGAGAGCCCGGACACACUGUGUGAUGAACUGUGCCGCUUCAGCCUCUGCAUCAGCGAUGAUGGACCAUACGGAAAAUCGAAGGAUAUCUCUGGACCAGAGCACACUAUGGCCUCCAGAAGACACAGCAUACCAGAAGCUCUGCGGGGGGUGACUAUGGUGGAGCUGGUGAAGAAAGAAGGCAGCACGCUGGGCCUCACCAUCUCAGGAGGAACCGACAAGGAUGGGAAACCACGGGUAUCCAACCUGAGGCCCGGAGGACUGGCAGCUAGGAGUGACCAGCUAAAUAUCGGUGACUACAUUAAGUCAGUGAAUGGGAUCAAUUUGACCAAAUUAAGGCAUGAAGAGAUCAUCAGUUUACUGAAGAACGUAGGAGAAAGAGUUCUGUUGGAGGUGGAGUAUGAACUACCCCCUACAGCACCAGACAGCACCUCAGGGGUUAUAUCAAAGACAAUCGACAUCUGUUUGCACAAAGAGGGGAACAGCUUUGGUUUCGUCAUGAGAGGUGGCACCCAUGAGGACUGGCACAAGUCCCGCCCCUUAGUCGUCACCUAUGUCAGACCAGGCGGUCCAGCAGACAGAGAGGGCACACUGCGUCCCGGCGAUCGUCUACUGAGCGUGGAUGGCGUUCCGCUGCACAACGCCAACCACAGUGAUGCCCUCAGUGUGUUGGCUCAGUGUGGCCAGGAAGCCCUGUUCCAAAUAGAGUAUGAUGUCACAAUAAUGGACACAGUGACGAAUGCAUCUGGUCCCCUGCUGGUGGAAAUCGCAAAGUCGCCAGGAGCCACACUGGGCAUCACACUGACGUCAGCCAGUCAUCGAAACAAGCAGGUCAUCGUCAUCGACCGGGUCAAACCGGGCAGCGUGGUGGACAGAUGUGGAGCUUUACAUGCUGGUGACCACCUGCUGUCUAUAGAUGGGACGUCCACAGAGCACUGCACCGUCCUGGAGGCCACGCAGCUCAUAGCAAGCACAACAGAACUGGUUAAACUGGAAAUCCUCCCCUCCCAUCAGACGAGGCUGACUGGGAAACAGCAUGACACAGUGAAGGUUCAGAAAUCAGACCAUCCUCACUCUUGGGACCCCUGUGUCAACUACUGUCACCCUCCAAACUCCACCCUCAACGCAACCGCCACUCUCAACAAGUCAUGGACCGCCUCCAACAACAACACCAUCAACAGCCUUGACUACUGCAAAUCUCUGGUGUCAGCUAGUUUUUCUCCUGGCUCUACGACCACAUCUGGCCCCAGCAGUCAGAGCUCCAGCACCCUGCCAAGGACUACAGUUCCCAUGAGUCCCAGGAACUCGCUACUUAAACGACGGCAGAGGAAGAAAGAGCACAAGAGUUCCUUGUCCUUAGCGUCCAGUUCCGUGGGCCCAGGUGGUCAGGUGGUUCAUGUGGAGACCAGUGAGGUGGUCCUUACAGGUGACCCACUGAAUGGUUUUGGUGUCCAGCUGCAGGGAGGAAUAUUUGCCACGGAAACACUGUCUGCUCCUCCGCUCAUCAGGUUCAUAGAGCCAGACAGCUCUGCAGAGCGGUGUGGCCUUCUGCAAGUCGGGGACCGGCUUCUGUCGAUCAACGGAAUCCCCACAGAGGAUGGAACUCUGGAGGAGGCCAAUCAGCUUCUCCGAGACGCAGCGCUGACCAAUAAGGUCACACUGGAGAUCGAGUUCGAUGUAGCAGAGUCAGUGGUGCCUAGCAGCGGUACUUUCCACGUUAAACUGCCGAAGAAAAGAGGAGUGGAGCUGGGACUCACCAUCAGCACCAGUAAGAAGUCUGGAGAACCCCUCAUCAUCUCUGACAUCAAGAAGGGCAGCAUGGCACACAGGACAGGAACUCUGGAGCCUGGAGAUAAGCUCCUGGCCAUCGAUAACAUCCGUCUGGAGAACUGUUCCAAAGAUGACGCCGAGCAGAUUCUGCAGCAGUGUGAGGAACUGGUCAAACUCAAGAUCCGCAAAGAUGAGGACAACUCUGAUGAGCAGGAGACGUCAGGCAGCAUCAUCUACACAGUGGAGCUGAAGCGUUAUGGAGGCCCUCUGGGUAUCACCAUCUCAGGCACCGAGGAGCCCUUUGACCCCAUCACUAUAUCUGGACUGACCAAGAGAGGCCUGGCUGAGAGGACAGGGGCUAUUCACGUGGGAGAUCGGAUUUUGGCAAUCAACAGCGUCAGUCUUAAAGGCAAACCACUGAGUGAAGCCAUCCACCUCCUGCAGAUGGCCGGAGAGACGGUCACCCUCAAGAUAAAGAAGCAGCUGGACAAUGUAGAGGAGAGGAAGGCAGCAGAGGUCGAAGACACAACAGAGAAUGAGAUCAGUGACACCGAAGAAGACGAUCUGACUGACAGCCAGCAGACCAACAAGCUGUCAGAGCUGUAUUCAACCACCAUACCCAGCGUGGACUCCGCCAUGGAGUCAUGGGACGGCUCAGGGCUGGACGCCGGCUACGGCAGCCAGGGUACAUACAGCCACCAGGCGGCGGGGAUCGCCCUCCACCCUCAUGAGUGGCGUAGCGCCAAACAGCAGCGCAGUGGCACGCCUCCUCCUGGUCGCAGGAAGAACUACCCUUUCAGUGAUGGAGGCUUCAGUGAGGACGACUGGGACAAACCACCAGGAUUUAUAGGUCAACAGCCGGAUGGGAUCCUCCUGGAUCCAGAUGACAGUUUCUGGUGUCAGGCCCUGGAGGACCUGGAGACCUGCGGCCAAUCAGAACUGCUGAGAGAGAUUGAGGCCUCCAUCAUGACAGGCACAGCCAUUAGUCUGGGCGUGGACGGUGUCAGCAAACCUCCACCUGAGCCCAUACUGAGUCACAACAGGAUGAGUCCACUGAGGAGAAACUCUCUGAUGCACCAGGGGAACCUGCUCCACCAGGGAACCCACCUGCACCUACAUGAGGAGGCCCACCUGCAUGAGGAGGCCCAGCUCCAUCAAGAUGCCUUCUUCAACCAAGACCUUCUGCACCAGGAUGCCAUCCUGCACCAGGGAGCCCAUCUCCGCCAAGACAACCAGUCCCCUGUCCUUCACCAGGAGCCCAAGCCCAAGGCCUCACUAAGAGUUUCAGAGAGGACAUGGGAGUCCCGUCGAAUCAAAGAGGAGAUGCAGGGGAUUGUCUCUCCAACCCCUCUGGAGCUGCACAAAGUGACAGUGAUCAAGGACCCAGAGAGUGAUGACUUUGGCUUCAGCGUGUCAGAUGGAUUUUUGGAGAAAGGAGUUUAUGUCAACAUGAUCCGACCUGAUGGACCGGCCGACCGAGCUGGACUCAGACCAUAUGAUCGAAUCCUGCAGGUAAACCACGUGAGGACCCGGGACUUCGACUGCUGCCUGGCGGUGCCUCUCAUCACAGAGGCCGGAGACAGACUGGAGCUGGUCAUCAGCCGCAACCCGCUGGCCAACGACGACGGCGAGGACAACAAUAACACUUUAGACCACCCACUGGACCUGUAACACACAAACACACUCAGUCUGUCACACUCAGGCAGAAGGCAAACUGGUAAUGAGGUGGAAUCUCCGUUGAAGGUGACCCAAACAAACACACACUUCACCGGCUCGCAAUAAUUCCACUGAAACAUAGACUCCUACAGGAACACACAACUGCAUGCUCACACCGUCGCCCCCGUCAUCUAAUGUGAACCGCCGUCGUACCCGAGUACCGACCCAGGAUGGACCGACGGCACCAGCUCACAGUUCCCACACUGAGGUGUAAACAGGAACAAAUACUCACUUGUCACAUUAAUGUGGCGUUUCUACCAACUUCUCACCUACAGUCACAUCUGCCAUUUGAGUGGUCUUUUCCCUUGUUUGGAAUGUGAACAUAGUGAUUUAAGAGAGAUUUGCCUUAUUACACAAAAUCAUACACUGUAAAUUAACCCAUAAAGACCCAAACAUACACUGGUGACCCAAAAGCAUCUACUGAUCUAAAAUGUUUAAUUCCAAUUGAUCCACCA
Sphaeramia orbicularis (orbiculate cardinalfish) is the source of this 4037-nucleotide messenger RNA. RefSeq names its product glutamate receptor interacting protein 2b (gene grip2b). Gene Ontology annotation, biological process: neurotransmitter receptor transport, endosome to postsynaptic membrane. The record is from RefSeq and is a predicted model, not a curated record. The transcript is spliced from 25 exons. The coding region runs from base 1 to 3537 and encodes 1178 amino acids. Gene Ontology annotation, molecular function: protein binding. NCBI's taxonomy places the organism in Eukaryota, Metazoa, Chordata, Actinopteri, Kurtiformes, Apogonidae.